Molecule: messenger RNA, 2347 nt
Organism: Coniophora puteana RWD-64-598 SS2
Lineage: Eukaryota; Fungi; Basidiomycota; Agaricomycetes; Boletales; Coniophoraceae
Product: apses-domain-containing protein
Exons: 5
Coding region: 48-2288 (746 amino acids)
Cellular component (GO): SBF transcription complex; MBF transcription complex
Molecular function (GO): transcription regulator activity; DNA binding; protein binding
Source: RefSeq, a predicted model, not a curated record
CCACCGCCCAGACACGACUCCCUAUUCCACCGACGCGGGACGCAAUCAUGCCGGAUGGUCAGAUAUUCAAGGCAACAUACAGCGGUAUACCGGUGUAUGAGAUGAUGUACAAGAGCGUAGCCGUUAUGCGCCGGCGCUCUGACUCAUGGCUCAACGCCACACAGAUCCUCAAAGUCGCCGGUUUUGACAAACCUCAGCGCACCAGAGUAUUAGAACGGGAAGUUCAGAAAGGCGAACACGAGAAGGUGCAAGGAGGGUACGGGAAAUAUCAAGGCACAUGGAUUCCUCUCGAACGAGGUCUAGCUUUGGCUAAGCAGUAUGGAUGCGAAACCGCUUUGCGACCUAUCAUCGAAUUCCAACCUACGGGGAAAAGCCCUCCCUUGGCGCCGAAACAUCUUGUGUCUACCAGUACUGCUGUACGCCCUGUUCGUCGCGGAGCUGCUGUCCCCGAGCCUGUGCCUGUGCCUAGCACGCGUUCCCGCCGUCACAUCAUUGACACUGUAGAGGAUGAUUCCGACUUGGAGCGCCUAUACUCUGCUCAGGGAUCGGAGGACGGCUCCAUGAGCCCAUCGCCAUCCCAAAACUCUUCUAGUUCCCGCACGCCGUCCCCAUUCGGUGACCAAUUCGGUCGCAAUGAUAUGAGCCUAAAUGGUCCGGGCCGUCGUAAUGCAAUGUCAAGGCACUUAGAUGAGCACUAUGACGAAGAUAUAUCUGAGGAGACCCUUCACCGGGCGAGCAACGCCAAUGAUCUACGUGCUUAUUGCGACGAAAUCCUUGAAUACUUCAUCUCGGACACUAAUCAGGUCCCUCAAAUCCUCAUAACACCUCCAACAGACUUUGAUCCCAACAUGGCCAUAGACGACGAUGGCCACACCGCUUUACACUGGGCCUCUGCCAUGGGCCGUCUCCGCAUCGUAAAGCUACUGCUUACUGCAGGCGCCGACAUCUUCAAGGUGAACAAGGCAGGCCAAACAGCGCUCAUGCGGAGCGUAAUGUUCGCAAACAACUACGAUAUACGAAAGUUUCCAGAGUUGUUUGAGCUUCUCCUCCGCUCGACGCUGAACAUCGACAACUUCAAUCGCACCGUAUUUCAUCACAUCGUCGAUGUUGCAAUGUCAAAGGGAAAGACUCAUGCGGCACGCUAUUACAUGGAAACAGUACUUACGCGCCUCGCGGACUACCCGAAGGAACUUGCCGAUGUCAUCAACUUUCAAGAUGAGGAUGGAGAGACUGCGCUCACGAUGGCCGCUCGCUGUCGAAGUAAACGCCUUGUUAAGCUUCUCAUUGACCAUGGCGCGGACCCCAAGAUUGUAAACUUUGACGGCAAGAGCACUGAGGACUAUAUUCUCGAAGACGAACGGUUCAGGUCCUCACCUGGUCCCACAUCUCGGCUGGCUGCCAUGUCAUUCCGGAAUGCACAGGCAUCUAUUCCACCCACCGUCUCUGUCCCACCCGUCGCUGUCAACGGCGACCGACCGCCUUUACACCACUCUGUUGCUGGCCAGAAAGCAAGUACCCGGUGUGUUAAUGAGAUAACCACUAUGCUGGAUAGCCUUGCAACUUCGUUCGAUCGGGAACUUCAGGACAAAGAACGUGAUAUGAACCAGGCUCACGCGCUCCUGCAAAACAUCCAACAAGAAAUUCUAGAGAGCCAUCGAGCAGUUAACCAGCUUAAAGCCAAGGCAGACGGUCUGCAGCAAGCAAAGACAUCCUUGACAGAUUUGGAGAAUCAGCUAUUGGACAAGAUGGGUCGCAGAUAUCGAUUUGGUUGGGAGAAAUGGGUCAAGGACGAGGAGAACCGGGAGAAGGGCGUCCGUGACGCGGCCAAUGGAGAGCUGGCCGUCACUCCUGCAACAAAACCUUACCGGACAGAUGACGAUUUGGACGGAGAGGCCUCCAUGGAGUUGUCAAGAGACAAGGCGAAAGGUAAACGGAAAGCCCUCCCCCAAGAGGAGGACAUUUCCGAUCUUCUGAGGUUGUACUCGGAUGUUCCCGCAAACUCUGAUGCGAUGCGCCAUACUUGUAACUCUCUUCGGGAUGAAAUAACGCAGAGUAGGAAACGAAGAAAGUCUGCCUUCGAGGAGCUGGUAACUUUCCAGGCCGAAGCGGGGACAGGGGGGCGGAUGGCUGAGUACAGAAGACUCAUUGGUGCAGGUUGUGGUGGAGUUCCUCCUUCAGAAGUUGAGAAUAUUAUAGGGAUGUUGUUGGAGACUUUGGAAUCCGAGGAGCCAAGUUCUUCGUCAGGUGCGUGGAGUGGGUCCAAGGUUGCACCAAUUUCAGUAGUGUAGUGUAAUACUAGCUGUACGGACUUGUCGGGCACAAAUUUUCACGGUGACACCAUUUAUUA